Messenger RNA from Guillardia theta CCMP2712, 1267 nucleotides. RefSeq lists its product as hypothetical. The record is from RefSeq and is a predicted model, not a curated record. The coding region runs from base 127 to 1197 and encodes 356 amino acids. The transcript has 9 exons. NCBI's taxonomy places the organism in Eukaryota, Cryptophyceae, Pyrenomonadales, Geminigeraceae.
UUGAUCGCCCUUCUCGCGGCGCUGCCUGUGCUGCAGGCGUUCCAACUGCCGUCCUCUCUCCUCUCCCCUCGUCUUCGUCCCUUCCCCUCCUCCUCCCCUCCUCUCUCUCGCGUCACCCCGCGGAGCAUGACGCCGCUGGUGAUGAGCGCGCAGUUCGACCGCCGAACGUUUGGCAAGGUGGCAGGAGGAGCAGCGGCACUUGUCCUUGGCAAGAAAGUGCUCGAUGGCGGGGACUACACGGGGACGCCAGACCUAACGGGUCAGGUGGCCGUCGUGACGGGAGCCAACACGGGGCUGGGCAAGGAGACCUGCAUCAGGCUUGCGAAGCUCGGAGCGGAGGUCGUGCUGGCGAGCAGGAGCAAGGAGCGAGGAGAGAAGGCUGAGAAGGAGAUCAGAGCAUUGACUGGCAGCGACAAGCUCUCUACCAUGGAGCUCGACCUGGCGUCUUUGAAGAGCAUCGAGCUGUUCGCCUCAGAGCUCAGGAGCAGGCACGACAAGAUUGAUCUGCUGGUGAACAAUGCAGGAGUGAUGGCGAUCCCGACGCGCGAGGAGACCAAGGACGGGCUGGAGAGGCAGAUCGGGAUCAACCACUUCGGCCACUUCCACCUUACAAACCUCCUCCUCCCUCAGAUCAAGAAGGCCUCAGAAAAAUCCGGAGAUGCUCGCAUCAUCAACCUCUCCUCCGACGCCCACCUCAUCGCCUUCAACGGGAUGAACUUUGACGACUUGCAGUCCAAGAGCAGCUACGAUCCCUGGAAGGCCUACGGACAGUCGAAGCUCGCCAACAUCCUCUUCACCAAGGAGCUGCAGAGGAGGCUCGGGGCUGACUCUCCUGUCUCCGCCGCUGCCGUGCACCCUGGCGUUGUGCGCACAGAGCUGGGGAGAAACUUCUUCCUUCCACCCGAGCUCUGCAGCUCUCUUGGCUCUGUGGACUGCAAAGGACAACUUCCUCCUGCUGCCCUCGUUGCCGGUGCCGUCUUGCUCCCGUUGGCCGUGUACACGAGCAGAGACCCAGCUCAGGGAGCACAGACGCAGGUUCGCUGUUCGGUAGACCCCGAGCUGAAGGGAAAGCUGGGAGGCAGAUACUUCCGCGACUGCCAUGAGGCUGCUCCUUCGCCGGCUGCUCAGGACGCAUCCGCUGCCCUCAAGCUCUGGGAAAUCAGCGAGGAACUGACAGGGAGCAAGUUCAACGUCUGAGCUGAACCAGAUGAGAGUGUGACUUCUGUCGGUUUGUCAACGAUUCGUCAGUAAAGACCACUCUACACUG